UUCUGAUCGCAUGGUUAAACAAAUACAUUUGUUUAUGAACAAAUAAUAAUAAUAAUAACAAAUAAACAAAUAAUUCUUUGAAACAUUUUCUUUCUUAAGAGCCUUGUGGUGAUUACGCGAGUCCAGUAGGUCAACUGAAAUCAUAAAACCUGAAAAACUCAUUAGUUCAGGGUUAUUCCGAGUCCGUGAACGAUUUUUAAGAAUAUUUUAUUUUUCUGCGUGGAACGGUUUUUGGGCGCAAAAAGUUGCUCAACAUUUUUCUCUGCAAAAUACACAUUUGUGCAUUAAAAAGAUUCCGUUCAAGAUCUAAUAAUGUCCAAGUUGCUCGAAUUCCGAUGAAACAUAAGGCAUAUUGCUCUGUAACUAUUCUCUUACUAAUAAUGAAUUUUUUUAUUCCCAGUGCUGACCCUAGUUGCAACCUAAGCCCUUCUUUAUUCGUUUAAUUUGACCCAGUAUUAACCUGGUACCACCUCGAAUGUGCAUCAUAAUUUUUUGUAAGUUUUAACACACUAUGGGCUUAGCUCGUAAACAACUAUCCGGCAUCUUUUUCUUACUAGCAUCGUAAAUCGCAAUAUCGUUUCUUUAUUCCUGGGUAGGAUGACCCAGUCGAAUAAAGAAAUUCGCUAUAAGGUGGUUCUGUCGAUUGUGUUGAUAAACAAUGGUCGAACUCAAAUCUUGAGCGUGAUAUCACUAGAUGUUCGGCAACCAUGAGACAAACUGGAAUGUUAUAUUUGACGACGGACUACAUCUAAGAAGGUGGUAUUGUGCUAAAAUUGAAAUUUAAAAAUCUCGAAAUUUUGGCCAUUUAUUUGAACGCUCCAGAAGAUGUUUACAUUGUAUUGGAAGCGAAGGUUAACAGUUUCACUAUCGCCUGACGGUUUUUAAUUGAAAACGUCUUUGGGGGCUGAGGCGACCUACUUCAAUAAUUCCGUGAUAAACUGAAUCACAUGACAUAAAAUUAUACCAAAGGUAAUGUUAACUGAACGCAGAAAAGUACAUAACCUGAUAUUAGAGUUAACUUUAGUAUCCAAGGUUUAAAUGUAAAAACUGGCUCAACGUGCUCUGUGUAAGUCGUGCGGUCGUGUGUCAGACACAACCCCUGUUAUUUUUUUUUCUUGCACUAUCAAAACAAUUUUAAUACUUUCUACCCCUUUAAUACGUAAUAUUUAUUAAAACAACUGCGAAAAAUAUUUCAAAAUAAAUGUAUCUAAGUGUUUUAGAAAUAUAAUUCAUUGGAACAAUUAUCUAGACAUCAAUAUUUCUGUGAUAAUUUUAUUUCUAAAAAAAACUAAAACACAUUUGAUUUGAAACGGUGUUCGCAAUGUUGUUUUAAAACAACAUUGCGCAUUUAACAUAAGGGUUAUAUGCAUAGCCACGACCGCAAGGUUGACGUAGAACUGCAAUUCAUCUGACAAGAUAUUUGUCUUUAUGAAUUACUUUAUACUAACACAAAGUCAAUAAACGGUCCCAUAUAUCUAUCUACGAACACGAAGUUUGUUUUAAAAGCUGUUCCAGUGUUCAGCAGGUAGCUGAGCCAGGUGAAGAGAAAAUUUGCUGCCAUACACCUGAGAGACCUACCUCAGGUAGUGUGGGGUUCGACCCACUAAAAACCCCCCAGUCCUUAGUCCAUAACACUCCCCGGGAAGACCGCUAAGUAUUGCUUCGGGGAGCGGCUUUUAUGCUUUGUGCAACCUCUUGGCUCUAUUAAGUCUCCUGGCUAAUUAGCAAACCAACCUGGAGACUGACAGAUAGCUAACACUGGCGUGUCGGUGGUCAACCUGUUGCCUGCUUUGCAACUGUAGGACAAUUUGAGAGGCGCCUGACAAACCGCCCUUCAGAUGUUAGGGUCUUCGCACAUCCUCUGAACUAGGUUGUCCGGAGUAGUGUCUGGCCGGCUCAGUACCAACAUGUAGCUCCGCGCACACGCAAAACGAGGACAUAUAAAGAAGAUAUGCUCAGCAGUCUCUUCCGCAUCCACGCACUCGGGGCACAUGUAGGACUCAGCAUGCCCGAACCUGUGUAGGUACUGCUUGAAGCAACCAUGACCUGACAAAAUCUGUGUCAGGUGGAAGUGACCUUCUCCAUGGCGCCUCCCGAUCUAUCCGGAUACCAUCGGAAGGAGUCGGUGCGUCCAUCUGCCUAUCGCGGAACUGGACCAUUCUUGCUGCCAUCUGAUCAUCGAUGACGAUCUACUGAUACCUCGGAUGCGCCAUAUGUCGCGUUGGUCGAAGCAUUCUACGUCUUCUUGAAUGACUAUGUUGAUAGGCAACAUGCCGAACAGGACGCAGACUGUGUCGUAUGACACUGUACGAAACGCAUUCGCAACUCUCAGGCACAUGAGCCUGUAGGUACUAUCCAGUCUACCACGAUACCUAAGUAUGGACGAAACCACGUAUGGACGAAACCACGCUGGCAAAAAGUUAACGUUUGCUGCCAUGUCCCACUGAGCUAUUUGACAUCAUUCGAGAUAGUGCUGCAAUAGCCGUUAAAACCCUCUUGCAAGUAUAGUUGACGUGACUCUUAAAUGUGAGCUUAUCGUCAACCAUAAACCCCCAAGAGAUCGCUUUGAGGUGACGGUGAAGUUUCCGACUCUGACCACCGCCUGUUGCUCUGAUUUGCGGUUAUUCACAACCGUUACCCCCGGCUCAUGGUGCGCUAACUCCAAUUUUCGGGAAUGCAUCUAGUCUUCGACCUUGCAUAUACAGUGCGCGGCCGUCAACUCGACCUCCUCGAUAGACUCGUCGUAUCUGCAUAGUCGACGAUAACAACUCCUACAGGAAAUUUGUACCUGAUCACUCAACAAUAGCGGUCAUUGUAUUUUGCAAGAGGGCACGUAUAGCAAUUGACUGGGAUAUAUUACAAAAGUUCACAUCAUUGGACAACGUAAUUCUAAUUCCCUAACAAAAAAAAAAAUAAAUCUUGUUCUAGUCAUCAUUGCUGCUUCAUAACAGCUCAGUAUUGUUCGAUGGGCCUCACUUUCGGUGCGUUGGGGGGCUUGGGGUGGCACGAUGCUAGAUCUGGUCAGAGGAUCGUAAGUUCCUCUUGUUACUUCAACAGAAGAAGGAAGAUGCUUUAGUAGAAAUUCCUUGCGGUAGAUUUUCCCGUUUACAGUCCCGGUAGUCACGAACGGUGCACUCCGUUUGCCACAUGAGCAUAUCGCUUGCCAAAUCAGGUAUUUCUUGGCAAACUUUGACAGUUUCUGCUUUCUUACAAUUUCCGGAACAUCAAACUUGUGCUGGGCAGUGAUGAAGGUAGCCCCGAGAGCUGCCGGUAGUUAACGCUGGCGUAAUUCUCAUCAUCCAUAAUGAGACAAUUUCCCACUGUAUUUUGCCGUUCUAUACAAUUUGGUACUUUCUGCACUUUGUACGUAUGCAGUACCUGCCGGUACUUGGCUCUUUGAACGAAAGACUUGCUCAGAUUCAACUUUUAGCCACAUCCCUGAUCGAAGCAUUGGGAUUCCGCGUAAACGCUUUAACAACACGCUUGUGGUCCGAAUCACUAAUGGAACAUCUAUUCUGACCCGGUUCGAUGCUCAGAGUUUCGUAGUAACGUUUAAUCACACGAAUUACCAUUGACUGCACGAUGCCGAGUUGUUUUCCGAUGUCCCGAUGAGAGCGUUGACGAUUUUCCAGGUGCUUUAGCAUAAUCCAUUCGCGACGUUGCUUUUCGGAUAACAACAUUUUUUCCAAUUUCCGAAAAAACUGACAGCGAUAAAUAUACAGUAUGAACAAUACACUUCAAACUACUUCUACCCAAAUUUCCUAUUAAAAUACCCAACGAGUAAUUUUAUACAGCGUUUUUCCUGUGAUAUUCCCGGAGACCCAUGUGGUUUGAAAGAGUCUAUUGCCCAUUCAACCUUCGAAUUACCCAAUAUGGAGCAGAUGAGUUCUUGAGAUUCAGUCCAAGUCCAGUUUGAUCCUGGACCUCCUGAAUAUUAAAAUAUGAUCCUGGGGGAUCUUCCAUCAUAAUAUUAAGUGUUUUCUAAGAAUCCCGUCUAAGAUGUUGGAUGGGAUUAGACCAUUUUGGAUAGUUUUUCAGAUGAUGUCAUCAUCUUAAAUCCUAAAAUAGCGUCCGGUUUCUGGGUAUCAUUCCUUUUCCCAACGUAUUCUUAUCAGAUGGUAUUUGAUCAAUUAAGGCUGUUUACCAGAGAUCAUAAGACGCCAUCUUGGAAUUCAAAAUGAGAUUUGGAGUUGAUUUUUGGUUUCUGAGCAUCAUUCCGGUUCCGGGAAUUCUCUUUAGGAAGCCAUUUUAUCAUUUUAGGUUAUUUUUUUAGCAAACGGAAGUCGCCAUCUUGGAUUCCAAACAGUCGUCUGAGGCUUUCAGGGUUAUGGGCAUAAUCUUGGUUGCGAAAACACUCAUAAUCAGUGGUAUUUGGAUAUUCUAUAGUCGAGCACAUCUCAGAAAUGAUGAAAGCAUCGUCCUUAACAUCAACGUCGUUACGGAAUUUUGCUGAUUUUAUGAGUUCAGCUAAAAAAUUGGGUAGAAGUAGAAAAGAAGAAGAUAGUUCUUUUACAAUACACUCACGCAGUGUUUCUCAUGGGAGGAGGCUGGCAGCACGGUCAACAACCUGUACGCGAUUUCUGUUUGCUGUAGUUUUAUUUUAAAUUAUCAGUGUUAUUCACAAAAAGAAAAAGCAAAAAUAGUGGAAUACAGUAGAACUGUGUGUGCCGUGUACGAAUGUGAUAAAGGAACCUCAUCUGAGUGAAUGAAAUGAUUGAAUGUUCUCGAAAACAAAUAUGCAAAAACGUCUAGUGUCUAGUUAUGUGUGUGGUUUCAAGCUAUAGGUGUGAACAAGAUAGCGCAAGUACGUCUUACGAGAAGACGGGUGAAAAACGCUAUAGCAAACAUCGGUACGAACAACAUGAUCAAGCGAGUGAUGAAGAAGGGAGAGCGAGACAGAAAAAACAGCUAAGUAUCCUAUGCCAAUUCUUCUGCAUCUUCUGAAUUUUUUCAAAUUGCUGCGACGUUGAUUACUAAGAUGGUGUUUUGCAACUGGGAACGACAACUAGAACAACGCAAAAAAGAUCCCAAACGGAAACCGUCACUGGUCAAAGCAAUAUUUCGCACUUUUCGCCUGGAGUGGAUCUGGUUGUCUGUACUGACCGUGUUUGGCGAGAUUGUACUGCGAAUCGCACAACCUAUCUUGCUCGGAAGAUUACUGCUGUAUUUCAGGCGACAAGCGGACAUCAGUUACGAACAAGCGUUAUACUAUGCGGUUGGGAUGGUCCUAACGAAGGCUGCCAGUAUUCUGGUGGAGAACCAAUACUCGAUCUGUACCUGUUUGAAUGGAGUUAGGACCAGAAUAGCUGUUUGCAGUUUGAUUUAUCGGAAAUCUUUGCGGCUUUCGAGAAACGCUUUGGGAGACACUUCCCCAGGAAAGGUUGUCAAUCUGUUGUCCAACGAUGUUAAUCGAUUCGAUAUUGUUGCUUAUCUGGUAUGCUACAUGUGGUCGGCACCGUUGUUGACGAUUGUGGUCGUGAUUCUACUGUGGUAUGAAGUUGGCUGGGCUGGACCUCUUGGAAUUUUGACAAUUUUUGCCAUUACACUGUUCCAAUCUUUUUUCGGUAAGCUGACUUCACGGUAUCGUCUACGGACGGCGAUGCGAGCGGAUGACCGUAUUCGGUUGAUGGAUGAAAUCGUGGCCGGAAUUCAUGUGAUCAAAAUGUACGCUUGGGAGAAACCGUUUGCCGCACUGAUUUCACUAGCACGAAAGGCUGAGCUUAAAUUUGUCUUGAGAAGUGGAUUGAUUCGUGGUUUGUACAUGACGUUCCAGCUGUUCACUACCAGGGCAGCAUUGUUUGCGACGAUGAUUACCCUGUUCCUGAUGCAAGAAGACAUAACUGCGGCCAAAGUGUUUGUGAUUGCCAGUUAUUUAAACAUUGUGGCCUACACGAUGGCGGGAAUGUUUGUACGAGGUGUUGCAGAAAUAUCGGAAGGUUUAGUGGCAACUAGGAGACUGCAGCGAUUUUUGGAGUAUGAGGAAAUACAACAAGCGGAAGAGCUGCGUAGAACUAUGGAAAAACAAAACGGUAAUCAAAAUGUGGAACUUUCAAACAUCGCCAUUUCUAUGCGCUCCGUAACGGCUCGUUGGGAGACACCUGGGUCGCAUGGCGAACAGUAUCCUCUAGCAUUCGCGGAACAGCAUCCUGCUACACUAGAUAGUUUGGACGUUGACUUCCCUAAGGGUAAAUUGAUUGGAAUUGUAGGAGCAAUUGGUUCCGGUAAAUCGUCCAUCUUACAAGCUAUUCUGCAAGAGCUGCCACUCGAGAGUGGGAAAAUAGUUUGCAAUGAAACAUUGUCCUAUGUCAGCCAGGAGCCGUGGUUAUUUGCAGGUAGCAUCAAACAGAAUAUUUUGUUUGGUUCGGAAAUGGAUAAAAAACGUUAUAAAUCGGUGGUGAGAGUGUGCGCUUUAGAUGCAGACUUGGAGCAAUUUCCAAACGGUGAUGAUACGUUGGUUGGAGAGCGCGGAAUUUCGCUUUCCGGUGGGCAGAAAGCGAGAGUUUGUUUGGCUCGAGCAGUCUACAGAAAGUCCGGCGUUUAUUUGCUGGAUGAUCCGUUAAGCGCCGUUGAUGCGCACGUUGCACGUCACUUGUUCGAUUUAUGUAUUGGCUCGAAAGGUUUGCUGGGCAGACAAGGCGCUACCAGGAUUCUUGUGACACACCAGGUUCACUUCCUGAUUGAAUCUGAUUGGAUCAUAGUUAUGAACGAGGGCAAAGUGGAAGCUCAAGGAACUCCGCACGAUCUCAUGAAACGAGGAAUUGAUAUAUUAGACCUUAGCUCUGAUGAUUCGGAAGACACCUCAUUGAAUCAUUCCCACCUUGGUCGGCAAGUUUCUCAACUAUCGGUAGCUUCGACUACAUCCAGCAAUAGUGCAUUGAAUGAAAAAUUUGAUGCGGAUAAGGAAGAAGAUCUUAUUGAACAAUCAUUUGAAAAAUCUUCCGAAGAUACGACCAACAGUUCACUAUUCAUGCAUUACGCCUCCGGAACUGGAAGUUGGGUGGUUCUGGUCGGUCUGCUCCUAUUGUUUCUUGCCACUCAGCUUAUUGUCAGUUUUACGGAUUAUUGGGUGUCGUACUGGGUAUCCCAAGAGGAAUUAAGAGCUUUCAUUGCGGAGCAGAACGAAACGGUUGUGGCUGCGGGUUCACAGGAAGUUCCGCUAAGUUCCGAGAUCUGUAUGUACGUGCAAUGUUCAGCAGUAGUUGGGAUUUUUAUAAUAGGGCUAGGGAGAACAAUUGGAUUCUACUGCUCCUGUGCCCGAGCAUCGCAAGCAAUUCACGACUGGUCGUUCAAGGGUUUCAUCUCAGCGACCAAGCGUUUCUACGAUACUAACCCGUGUGGCAGGAUUCUGAAUCGCUUCUCCAAAGACCUGGGAGCUAUGGACGAACUUCUUCCGAAAGCGAUUCUCGAUGCAACGCAAGCGGUAUUGGCAAUCGCUGGCGCUAUGCUGGUAAUUCUGGUCGUUCAACCCUUCUUCUCGAUACCGGUUUUUCUGUUGCUGCUUGUCCUGCUGUACGCUAGAAAGAUUUAUUUGAAAACUUCCCAGAACACACGUAGGCUAGAAGGAAUAACCCGCUCUCCGGUAUUUUCCCACAUAUCGACCACCCUCAAUGGUUUGCCAACAAUCCGGUCAUAUUGUGUGCAGAAAUUCCUCAUUAAAGAGUUCGAUUUACACCAAAACAUUAACACCGGCGCAUAUUUUAUGUUUCACUGCGGCCAAAUAGCCUUCGGGUUGGUGUUGGACUUGAUCUUCUUCGUAUUUCUCGUUAUUGUAACAUUCACGUUUCUGCUACUGGAUACGGAUGCGCUGGGAGACAAGGUAGGUCUUGUUGUUACCCAAAUUACGUCCCUAGCUGGAAUGCUGCAAUUUGGCGUGCGCCAAAGUGUCCAGAUGUUGAAUCAUCUGAUUGCAGUGGAACGAUUGUUAGAGUACAAAAAUUUACCUGCCGAGAAGCAACCACCGGAGGACACCUUGCAAAUUAAAACAAAACAAUGGCCAUCGAUGGGAAGGAUACGCUUCUCGAAUGUUUGCUACAAAUAUUACAAAGAUGCUCCUCUAGUGCUUCGUGAUUUAACAUUUGAAAUUAAACCAAAAGAAAAGAUUGGAAUUGUUGGUCGAACCGGUGCGGGGAAGUCGUCGAUUGUUGGGGCGCUCUUUCGGACAGCAAUCGUUGAGGGUAACAUCAUAAUCGAUGAUGUUGAUACGUCUGAUAUUACAUUGGAAACGUUGAGAUCGAACAUCUCGAUCAUUCCCCAAGAUCCGAUCCUGUUUAGCGGAACCUUACGGAAGAAUCUUGAUCCGUUCGAUCGUUAUACCGAUUUGGAGUUGUGGAAGGCGUUAGAGCUAGUAGAACUAAAGGAUUUAGCUAAUGGUCCUCUGGGUCUUCAAGCGUACGUUGCAUGUGCCGGAACAAACUUCAGCGUCGGUCAGCGACAGUUGUUGUGUCUGGCCAGGGCGAUUCUUCGAAACAACAAAAUACUUGUUCUUGACGAAGCAACCGCAAACGUAGAUCCCGAAACUGACCGUUUGAUACAGUUGACGAUCCGGGAACGAUUUGUCGACUGUACUGUACUUACAAUUGCUCACCGUUUGAACACUAUCAUGGAUUACGACCGGGUGUUGGUAAUGAGCGAUGGCAAAGCCGUAGAGUUUGGAACUCCCUAUGACUUACUACAAUUACCCAGUGGAGUGUUCCAUGCUAUCGUGUUGGCAACCGGAGCAGUUGAGUCGGAGAAUCUCAUCAAUAUGGCUAAUAAACACAAUAAUCAGAAUGUAGAAAAUGUAGACUGUUAAACUGUUGAAAGAAACAUAAGUAUGUACAUAUUGUUUUGUACUUAAACUGCCCAACUAUGUUAGAAUAGUAUAUAUUGUAUACGUUUAGAUUAUACAAAUAAAAUGUCUUUAUAAUACAA
Wyeomyia smithii (pitcher-plant mosquito) is the source of this 8910-nucleotide messenger RNA. RefSeq names its product ATP-binding cassette sub-family C member 4-like. The record is from RefSeq and is a predicted model, not a curated record. Gene Ontology annotation, biological process: transmembrane transport. Gene Ontology annotation, molecular function: ATP binding; ABC-type transporter activity; ATP hydrolysis activity. The coding region runs from base 4979 to 8791 and encodes 1270 amino acids. Gene Ontology annotation, cellular component: membrane. Lineage: Eukaryota; Metazoa; Arthropoda; Insecta; Diptera; Culicidae. The transcript is spliced from 10 exons.